AUGGCGCUAAAAUUAAAAUACACCGACGAGAACGGUAUACUCCACAUCGACAUGAGCCCGUCCGCAAGUCCCGUCGACAAACAAAUAUCCGAUCCGAAGUUCGAUACGAUCAACAAACGCUUCGGACAGUACGACAUAUUCGGGGGGAAGUACGAAGAUGGAGGGGAGAGCCAGUCACUGUUCCGAAGCAGAUACAACAGCUUUGAAGAGGAGCUCGCGAACACGCCGUACGCGUUCGCUACGGAACGACCUCUCCGUCUGGACGACCCAGUGCUGGAUAUCACCAUCGACUCUCGAUACGACAUAUCGCCAUCAAAAGACAUAGAAGAUGAUCGAUUUUUCGAACGAGACGAUCUAUUCGGACCGAAAAUCGAUCUAAAGAAACAGGACACAGCGUUCACGGUGACGCAGCUGAUCCACGCGCAGGAUAGAUACUUCGAUCUAUCAUCGAGGACUAAAUAUGAGUCUGGGAUAAGCAAAGGGACAGUGCGGAGUAUAGCGGAUAGUUUCGAAGUGAAAAGUGCCCCGAGUUCCGCGAAAAGGACGAUCCGUGUUAAGACAAACAGUGGUGAAGCCUUUAAAGUGUUGUCGGCUGGCGGUGAGAAGGGAAGAGCAGCCUCUAAAUCGCCCGUGGUGUCCACGUCGAAGCGAAAAGGGGAAACAUCAUUUGCGAUCAUCGCUGAACCGUCUUCUCGCCCCACCAGCCCCAGGUCGCUUCCAAUCGAAAUUCGCCCUGGGAGAGUCUCACCAUUUAAGGGUCGAGGCUUUAGAGAAGAGACUUCAAGACACAAUACACCAAAAACCUCAGCUGCCAAUUCCCGAUCGAAUUCUCCUCCAAGAAGACGAACGAAUUCAUUAUCACGAAUCGAUAACAUGGCAACGACGGCCACCCUGCUACCGCCGCCACCUGCUCACAGACCACCAAGAGACUUUUUGAAAGAAAAUAUGGAGGAAAUUAGGGAACUUAGUGAAUUAAACAGAGAAAAGAAUGAAGCUGAAGCAGAAAAAAAGAAAAGAGAUGAAGAAAUUGCACUACUGAAAGAAAUGGGGAUAUUAGAUAAAAAAGGAGAAGUCAAGAGUGGAGUCAAUUCGAAAUCCAAUUCUCGAAGUAAUUCGCCACCUAAAAUAAAUAUUAGAUCCAGAUCAAACUCGCCGUCAGCGAUUUUACACUACGAAAAUAUACCACGAGGUAGUUCUGAGAGUCUGAACAAAGAUGAUGGAGCCCCAAAACCUGUAACACAUCGGUCUCGUUUACGGUCAAUAUCAAAGUCACAGCCACAAUCAAAUAAUGGAUCUCCUAAAAAUUCUAAAAUACCAAAGCGACAAAACUCCGUUUCCCCAUCCAGAAGCAAUACAAAACAAUCCCUAGAUAGGAAUUUAAAUCGAAAUCAAAGAUACAUGUCUAACAGCACAAGCAGCAUACAUGAAACAAUAAGGAUAGGAAGCCAAGUUCAUGAUAAAAGAACAAGUCAAAGCACUCAACAUCUGAGUAUUUCUCCAUCGCAUAUAAAAGGUAAGCCACCGAUUUCACCUGGAAAGAGUGGACCGCCGCCUUCGAAUAAAUCAAUUAAUCCUAAAAGGUUAUCUCCUAUAGUCGGUACGCCAAGCAAAAGUCCAAUAGAAGACACCAAGUCUGGACCUGCCAAAACGCCAACUAAACCUUCUCCUGCAGCUCGAAAGACUACGAAGACGGCCGGUACUACACCUGCUACCUCUAGAUUGAAUUCUAGACAACCUAGCAGAACUACAAGUCGGGAACCCAGUCCGGAUAAAAGAAAAGGGCCCGUUAAAAGUGUAACAAAACCUAGUAAUAGCGCCGCAAAGCCAAUAUCAAAGACAACAAGUACUCGGACUACCCAAAAACCUCCAGUGUCAAAUAAAGUAGAACCUAAAAAACCAGUAAGUCGAACAAACAGUGUAAAAAAUUUAAGUAGAGCACCAAGUUCAAAGACGCUUAAUGAUAAACCUCCUUUAAGUAGGCAAGCUAGCAAAAAAGAUCUUUCUGAAAAAUCUAAAUCAACGAGUAAAAUAAAUGAGGCAGGUACUAAGAAAAGUAAUGUUGAAAAAACCGUAUCAAAAAAGACUGAAGAAACUAAAAAUGUCGAAGUUUUAAAAAAACAGAAAAAAGCUGAAGAAAGUACAGCAGAUGCGAAUGUUGGUGACGAGAUUAUAAGACAUGAUAACGGUACUCAAUACGACAAAAUAACAAACGAAAAAGGUGAAAUUGUAAUUCUGACUAAGAAAAAUAUUGUUUCUAUGACCACAGCGGCAAUCACAUCACAACCUUUAGAAGUUGUCACAACAGUUACGAAUCAAUUACCGGCUGCUUUUGAAAAGGCUAGAGAAAAAGGUAUAUUUGAUAGUCUGAAUUCAAAAGACUCUUUAGUAGAAAAAGAUGAAGACAAAGAAACGGAAGAAAAGACAGACAAGGAAGAAAAAAAGCCAGUUAAAACGAAAACAAAUCACGAACGAACCAUUUUUACUGAAGAUCAUGUGAGACUUAGGCUAUUGCAACCACCCUACAACAACCCGCAAGUGGAGAGAGUAAAACAAAAAAUUGACAGCAUAUUGAAAGAGCCUGAAAUAUCUACAGAAAAUAUCCUUGCUGCUGCUAAGGCGAAAGAAGCAAAAGAGCUUGCAGAAAAAGCAAGAACCGAUACAAGAGAAGUAAAAAACAAAGCUUCUGAAAAAUUAUCCGAAACACAAGACAGCAUUAAGAAAUCUGAAGAAAUGAGUUCGGAAAUUCGAACAGAAGCGGCUAAAAUAGUUGACAGUAUUAUGACUCCUGUCGAAGAACCAAAAGAUUUAAUAGAUAAAUCUAAAGAUAUAAAGAAGAAUAUAGAACCAAUUGUGACAGUGGUUAAUGAGAAGAAAAAUGAAGUGAAAACCGAAAUAGUUGAGAAAAUAAAUGAAACUUUAGUACAAGGUGGACCUGAAUUAGAAGUACUUAGUUCGAAUCUUUCAACACCUGGUGCAGAUAAUAUGACUUUACACAGCAAAGCAGCCAAAGGAAGUGCGUCUGACAAGUCCCAUAGUAAUGGAGGAUAUGGUGGAAGAGCUGAACUCUUGAGGUUCCCACAGAGCACAAGCACUACUCCAAAACCGCCACCAAGAGCCCAUCGAGAACAAAAGGACAAAAGUCCCCAAGCAUCUGACGAAGUCAACGAACAGGUGCAACCGCCAAAACCAAAUAUAUGCUCUCGAUUAAUGGGCAAAUGCAAGGCAAAGUGCUGUCCUUGUUGCACCAAGGUACAAGACGAUGAAGAAACAGAGAUGGAAGGCCAAUCCGAACUGGUAGAAAAGAAAAAGUUUUGGAAAGACAUGAACUGUUGUAAAAAGAAAGUUACAGAUGAGGAUGUUGAAAUUGCUGCCGGGAAAGGUACAACAAUCGAAUUUGAACACGAAACGAAACGCAAGCGCAAAUUGCGCGACAUCCUCUGCGCGUGCUGCCGCCGGCGGAGAGUCGGCGACAUCGAGCCCCCGCAGCACGCGGAGCCCUCGCCGCCCGCCAUGAGCUCUGACGUGGUCCAGGAAACAGGAUGCUGCGGCAAGAAGAGGGAAAUAGAGAGGAGGGAUAGCAUAUUGAGUGAUCAAGCACCGUCCAUUUGCUGUAAUAACCGCCUCGGUCAAUGGAUCCGCGGCGCGUGUCGAAAGCAAUCUGAACAAUCCUCCAGUAGAAGAACGAGUCUAUUUUCUAAAAAUAAGAGUCUUUCGCCAACACUGCCGCCUGAGGAUACUCGGAAGAAGUUAGAUCCAUCGCUGAUAGAACACACGAGUGUGAUGCGUGGUGCGAUACCUGUGCUGCCGGCCGUGCUCGCCUACUUUUGUCUCUUGUGCAACAUAUGUGUGCCUGGACUUGGCACAAUCUUCAGUGGCUUGUUUUGUUUAUGCUUUGGGAUUCCCCGAUUCGGCGUCCACGACGGCGCCAAACACAGGAUAGGGUCUUUCGUCAUCAACCUGCUGGUGGGGUGCGGCCAGCUAUUCACGGUUCUGUUCUGUCUGGUGGGGUGGGGCUGGUCUAUAUGGUGGGGCGUCAUCAUGGUCAAGACCUCGCGUAAAUAUCGCAAGCUAAAGGCGGAAGCGGAACAAGAGACAGAGGCGCCGCCCGUCAGCGACAACAACCAUCGCGCAUAGACAACGCGCCACCGGCGACACCCAGGGCGGACAGGUAACGGACGACGACCAUCUUUAACGUUUAAAAAAUGAACAAAUCCAUUAAAUAAUAUUAAAUAAAAUACUUAUACUAUACUGAUAACGGGUUACAAGUUAUAAAUUGUCUGUUUAAAAUAUAAAAACAACAACAAGUACUCAUAAACCGGGUGAUUAGUUAACCAAUGCUGUCUUCUUCUUUCGAAUGUCAAAAUAAAAAUGUCAGAAAGAGAUAAAUCAGUUUUCAACUACACAAUCGCUAAGCAACUGUUGAUGUUUUGACGGUAUUUGAUAUACAAUAAAAAAUUUGACAAUUAAGAUUAAAUGAAUAAUUAUUAAAAAUGGCUGUAGAAGUGAC
Messenger RNA from Nymphalis io (European peacock), 4507 nucleotides. RefSeq names its product protein stum (gene stum). Bases 1 to 4134 code for a protein of 1377 amino acids. The transcript is spliced from 11 exons. Lineage: Eukaryota; Metazoa; Arthropoda; Insecta; Lepidoptera; Nymphalidae. The record is from RefSeq and is a predicted model, not a curated record. Gene Ontology annotation, biological process: taxis; sensory perception of mechanical stimulus; proprioception. Gene Ontology annotation, cellular component: sensory dendrite.